ACUGGCAGCCGACUAGUCGAAGUGCAGCAGUAGUCGCCAACGGACGUGGACGUGGGCGCACUGAAAUUUCCAUACGUAAUCGCAAUCAAGUGACAUCACCAUGAGCUCACCGCCCCAGCUGCUGGCCCUGAGUGUUCUGCUGGCCAUCUGCUCCCUGGGCCAGGGCCAGUUCAAGACGGCAGGCAUCAAGACACGCCAACCCCCGUCGGGCAACCUCCAGCUGUCCGGAAACGCCACCGAUUUCAACCAAAGCGGCUUCAACUGGGGCAGCUACAACCAGAGCACUUAUGGCUGGAACAGCCAAAACCAGAGCAAUUACGUCUGGAGCAACCACAACCAGGCUGGAUCCAGUAACUUUGUUCCGGCGGAAACAUACCAACCAUCCACCCUACCGCCUCUUUAUGGGCACUAUGUCCAGCCUGUGACUGUUCCGGCUAAUCGCCGACCCCAAGUCCUCGACGAAACAGCGCUGUUCAUCAAUAGGACCAGAUCUGGGAUGGCCAGCGGCAUCUGCUUCAAGGAAGUUCCCACCGCUUCGCUCCUGCGCAACUCCCGCGACAAGUUCGUGGGUAACGGCACCACUCCGGACAUGAGUCGCAUCGAGGUCUGCUGCGAGGGCUACGAGCGUAAUCCGCACAUCUACCGCCGCUGCGAACCCAUCUGCGCUGACGACUGUCCCAACGGCAUCUGCACGGCGCCCAACACCUGCGUCUGCAUUCCCGGCCAUGUGCGUACCGCCGAGGGCAAAUGCAUCUCCACCUGCCCGCUGGGAUGCGGCAACGGGGUGUGUGACGAGGCCAACGAGUGCCGCUGCCGCGAGGGCUACUCGCUGGAUCCGGAGACCCGCAAGUACUGCCAGCCGGAGUGCCGCCCAGGAUGCGCCUUCGGUCGCUGCGUCGCCCCCAAUAAGUGCGCAUGCCUGGAGGGCUAUCGCCUAGCCGCUGACGGCAGCUGCGAGCCGGUCUGCGACAGCUGCGAGAACGGCAGGUGCACUGCUCCCGGCCACUGCACCUGUAAUGGGGGCUACCUCAAGCUGCAGGGCCGCUGUGAGGCCAUCUGUACGAUACCCUGCAAAAACGGACGUUGCAUUGCGCCGGACGUCUGUGAGUGCGCCUCCGGGUUCGAGUGGGACCGCAAGUUGGCCGAGUGCCAGCCCAAGUGCGACAUUCCCUGCCUCAACGGCGUCUGCGUGGGCAACAACCAGUGUGAAUGCAAGCCGGGCUACGUGAGGGACGAGCAUCAGAGGAACAUCUGCCAACCCCACUGCCCCCAGGGAUGCCAGAACGGCUUCUGCAGCGCUCCCAACUUCUGCAUUUGCAGGCCGGGAUUCACCAAGAGCGGCAUCAAGGGACGCCAAACCUGCCAGGCCACCUAAGCAACCGUCGGACGCAGGCAUACUUAAAACUUGCAAUCUUUAUUGUUUUUACUCAGGUGAAAUUAAAGAGACGCCCAAUGAGGGCAUUGAACUCGUAA
Molecule: messenger RNA, 1473 nt
Organism: Drosophila kikkawai
Lineage: Eukaryota; Metazoa; Arthropoda; Insecta; Diptera; Drosophilidae
Gene: NimB2
Product: Nimrod B2
Source: RefSeq, a predicted model, not a curated record